AUGGAUGGCCGUCUCAACCGUCUCAUUCCCAGAGCCCAAGGGAGCGUGAGCUAGCUGGAUCUCCCUGUCCCAGAAGGACUAGCUAGGGGAUAAUCAUUCCAAAAUGGCAGCUCCAUUUAUCAAAAGAUUUUUUCAGUCUUUACCAAGCAGUAGAUUUUUAGGAACUGUGAGAGAUCUAAAUUGCUCUACCAAGCAUCAGUUAAAUCCCGCAGAAACAGGGAGGAGAUCGCCCAAAACUGCCUUUUUUCUUGGUUUUGGACUUGCUGGUUUAUUGGGAUUUUCCGGAAUUUUGUAUGGAAAGAAACAAAGAAAGACAUCGCGAAUUGAGGCCUCGUUCGUCGAAAAGAAAAACGAAGAAAAGGAAAAUAACUCUCCACUUCAAAUAUCCGUAUCCUUAAGAUGCAAUGAUCGUUUCAGGGGGGUCAAUAUGAGAUUAUGUAGACAUGAGCUACGGACUGGGUUUAAAAGAUGGACGUCAUCCCAAGACCUGGCAUACAUGGUCGAAUAAUCUGUGUGAAUUAGACUAGUGGAUUGUUUGACGUUCUCUUUUUUUUCCAUCAACAAAUUACUUUCACUGACACAUACUUAUGACGUAGGGGUACCCUACCUAUUACACAUAUCAUUGCCAGGAAGUACCCCUUAAUUUGAAGGAAUGCUGGUCGUUUCGCCAUCGGGUCUUUUUGCUAACGGCUAGUUCGCCAACAUAUGAGGUGGCGCCAACACCUACAUGUCAGUUCGCCAAUGUCCAAAAUAAAGCUUUUAGUUGAAAAUAAUUGUCUCCAAAUAGGUAACUUGGCGAACUGACAUACCAGCAUUGACAGAAGAACUGAACCAUGACAUUGGCAAACUUACUUCAUAUGUUGGCAAACUGGUCCUUGUAAAAUUGACAUGUUGGCAAAAUGACCAUCUUAAGGGAAAUUUGAAGGGAGUGGUGCAUUAAAUAUCUUUCACUCUCAAACACAGUAUGAUCAAUGCGCCAAUGCUUUUCAUUUACAAUUUAAAUGCAUUGCUAAGUUUAGUAUUAUUCUGAAUAAAAAAAAUACUGAGUGUAUGGAUACAGUGCAAUUUAAAGCGGUUUGUUGUUCAAGUUUACGUAUCAAAGACUUUUAAGUUUUUCCCCUGAACAAUUACAUCAGACCAAAAGUGAAGAAAAUAUCUAUGACCACUCAUCUUGGACCAUUCAAUCUGCCAUAGAGGAAUCACGAUAUAUCAUAAAAUGUAUGAAGGAAGAAAUUGGUUGCCCUGGAGUUUGUAUAGCUGUUAGCCUGGAUGGAAAAACUGUUUGGAGUGAAGGAUUUGGCUUUGCAGAUGUAGAGAAUAGAGUGUUGUGUACCAGUGAAACUGUUAUGCGAAUUGCAAGUAUCAGUAAGCCUAUUACUGCAACAGCUGUAGGUAGGUGAUUCUCUGAAAUUAAAAGGAAUGAAAAUUAGCUUGUGUAGGAAGUGCUUGAUUCAGUCAGGGGCAAGUGAUGUUGUUAUACAAAUUCUCCUUUUCAGAACCUUGGGAAAUGUAUAGAGAACAGUAUUGAGAAUAUACAUACUGAUGUCAGGGUGUAAAGGGUAAAGGAUGUUAAGAGAUUGUACACAUGCAUGUAGGAUUUUAACCAUGAUCUCUCUAUCAUGUCCAACAUUUUCUAUCUAUGAUUUGUCAGCCAAGCUGUGGGAAGAAGGCAAGUUAGACCUUGAUGCACCAAUCCAAAAAUAUGUCACAUCAUUUCCUGAGAAAUCUUUUAGAGGCUCCCCAGUCACACUUACAACCAGACACUUAUUGUCUCACCUUGGUGGAAUAAGACAUUACCAAAAACCCACAACAUCCAGCGAAGAAAACAAGACAGAGAAAGAGAAGAAAGGUAGGUGGGUUGGUUGCCAAAGUGCAUGCACUAUGAUAUUCAGUGUUGUAAAGUUGUGGUGCCUAAUUUCUAAAGAAUGCUCAAAAUUUUAAACUUAAAUUAAAUAAUUUUUUUGGUGUUUGAGUUCUUACAUCAAAUUUUCACCAACUCUAGAAAGUGUUUGCUUAUUUGUUCCAGUUACAGUGAGUGGUGGUUGCACUUGUAGACAACAAGGUGAUUCACAGUUUGAAGAAUUCUUCAGUAAGGUAGGGAAAUAACUCUUGAAUAAAAUCCCUCUCCAUGGCAUUUUUUAACAUACUAGUAACUUCUGUCCUUGUUGUUUGUUUAAAGCAUUCUUUCAUCAUCCCCCCCCUUCCCAAUACUUUUUGAUACUCUUACUUCUGCUCAAUGAACAAAUUGACAUGUAUGAUGCACAAAAUGCCAGCAAUUAACAGCAUAAUAUUUGUUCUACAGUGAUGAGAACAAUAUAUCAUUCACAUUAUUUUAGAAGUAAUAUGUCCAGUUCAGGCAAUCCUUCAUUAAGGUCCCAAUUCCAUAACCUUGAGGUCUCACCUUAUUCUCUAUAUAAUCUAGCUCUAAAACUCUACUGAGAAAACGCUUUUAUUGAGAGAGUGGUUAAUUAGACUUGCCUUUCCUCUUAAAUAUAUUUUGUUGCCAUGUACUGUAAUAAGUGUCCCAGGUGCCCAUUUUCAACAAACUUCUUGCUUCUGUUACUCUUCCUGGUCACAUUAUUAUAGGUAGAAUGAUGUUAACUAGUUGUAAUGCUACAUUUCCUUUAAGUAAUUGUUUCAGAGAUAGAUGCAUUUAGCAGUGUAAUUAAAAACUUAUUCAAUUUUUUUAGGACCAUUACAAAUCAGUUUCUGAGGCUAUAGCCAUGUUUAAAGAUGACCCACUCCUAUCCACUCCUGGUACAAGUUAUUUAUACACCACCCAUGGUUGGACCUUACUAAGUGCUGUUGUUGAGAGCAUAUCUGGACAAGACUUUCUUCUGUAUAUGAAAAAACUGUUUAAAGAUCUGGGCAUGGAAAACACACGCGCUGAAUUCAAUGAUACAAUUAUUCUGAACAGAGCAAGGUUAAGUUAUGUUACAUGGUGUAAGCAAUCAAUAUGGAUCUAUCAGAUAUUUUUGGAUAUUAAUACAAAUCAUUAUAUCUGUUCACAACACUCACUUUUAAUUCAAACUUUAUGAAAAUGGGAAAAAAGUAAUGAAAUGACCCUAAAUGAAUGAUAAAAAUGUUCACAGCAUUAUAUACUAUUGAUUUGUUCCUCUUGUAUUCAUGUGCAUGUUAGUAUUUUAACCCCUGUUCCUUACUUCUUUUGUCCAAUGUUUCCUAGUUAGAUUAACCUACAAGUGCUCCUGAAUUAUGAAUUUUUAAUGGCAACGAUCUCUCUCACUCAAUGCAGAUUUUAUCAACGCAAUUGCAAAGGACGUCUUAUGAAUGCACCAUAUGUAGACAACUCCUACAAGUGGGCAGGGGGAGGUUUCCUGUCUACUGUGAAAGAUCUCAUCCAAUUUGGAAAUUCUUUGCUUUAUGCCAAACAGAUAGGAGAGGUGGACAGAAAGGAAGCAUCUGGUAUGGCAGGUUAUUUUAGAACUACGGUAGAUCAGGGUAAACUGCCUUCACCUGUGCAAUAGUAGUUUUCACUAAAAAAAAACCUGAAAGCUGAUUUCCAAACUCAUGAUCUCACACCUCUGAAUGCACCAGUCCCGAGAUUUUUAGAGCUAAAUCUGCACAUCUCAAAUUUGAUUAUUAUCUUAACUCUCAUCACCUGUCUGUUGAUAGUGUGAUAGUGUAAAACUGAGAGGAGAGUGUAGGCACUGAUUACCACUGGCAAUGAAAGGAUUAAAUCUUUUUUUGUACCGUGGAAAACUACCCUCAACUUGAAGGAUGCUACAAAUAUAAUUAAAGUUAAGAAGGUAGAGCUGAUAAUAAACCAAGAAAAAGCAGUAGCAACUAGGGUGGAAGAUGAUGAAAACAAAUCUAAUAACACUCAAUUUAAUAACAGGCUAUCUUCCUGGAUUUCUUAAACCUCUUACUGUAACUGAACUCUGGAAAAUUGUGGCUAACACAGAAGGUCAAGGUGACAAAGAUGGUGGCUAUGGACUUGGGUGGGUGGUCAUUGCAGAAAAACAGGAGUUUGGAUGCUGCUCACAUCAAUCAGAAUGUGUAUUUCAUGACGGUAAGAUUUUAAGUAAACCCUGAAAUUUAUCACCACUAAUCCUAAAUACCUUGAAUACCUUGAAGAGACCCCCCCCCCUCCCCCUCAUCUAUGAAUAAUUUCAACAGUUUUUUUAUACUACUUAAGUUUCCAAUCCAACUCUCUCACUUUUUCAUUUCGGGUUUGAUGUAUUUGCUUGCAAGCUAGGGAAACUGACUCUGUCUCAGGCAGAUGAGGCUUACCGAAAUACUUGCUAAGAAAAUUCACCCUUUUUAACCCUCAGUUAUACAAAUUUCAAUCAGACACUUCUAAGCUUCCCUGGUAGAGUAGAAUUUGAGUCAAGAAGAAAAUCUACAUGCUUUUGUGAUAUAUUUUUCUUGGGUAGUUAACCUCUUGACCACAUUUUAUGAAAAUUACUCAGUGCCAUUUCUUGGCUUACAUCCAAGCAUACUGAGGGUGAGGUUACCAGAGAAAACUUCAUUGAUGACCACAGAAUACCCAAACUUACAUUUUUCAUCAAAUCUGAUAUUUUCUUUCCAGGGGGAGCAGUUGGAGCAAGCAGCAUAUUGAUGAUAAGACCGCAACAAGCUCACACAAAACCUCCGAAAGGAGUGGUCAUUGCAAUACUGGUGAACCUUCAAGGAGUAAAUCUUCAAAAAACUGCCGUGGCUGUAGCCCAAUGCUUUGAGAGAACUCAGCAGUAAUUGUCACUGCAGUAAAUUCCAUUGAUUGGUAAUGGCUGAUGACAUAUGAUGUUGCAGUUUGUCCUUAAGAUUUUAUCGACAACAAAGAGUAUAAGAAUGAUGAAAUAUAUACAUAAUAAUUAUACUUUAUUACAACCAUUAUGACAUAAUUUAUUUUGUGAAAAUGAUGUUAUUGAUCGAAAAUGAAAAAAAUUGAAAUAACUGAGGUGUAAAUCUUUUGAAUGGUAGCCUUUGUAACAACUGCAUCCUGUCUUUUCUCCUCACAUUAAGAUAAUAACUGAAAAUGUAUUUUCACACCACUAAUUAAUCUUCCAAUUUUUUAACAUUUUAAUAUUCUUAACCAAAAGGUAAGGAAAUCACUAAAAGUAUUUGACCCUGUACUUUAGGUAUUUGAUAAGUUUUAAGAGAUCAUUAUUGUAUACAUGUGGA
Messenger RNA from Pocillopora meandrina, 5142 nucleotides. NCBI's taxonomy places the organism in Eukaryota, Metazoa, Cnidaria, Anthozoa, Scleractinia, Pocilloporidae. The record is from the annotation of a GenBank genome assembly.